AUGUCACUACAGGUUCUUCAGAGGCACGAAAAGCCAAUCUGGCCCAAGGAAGAGUUGAGCUGCCUCCUGGUUGGUGAUGGAGCUGUGGGAAAGACGAGCAUGAUCAUCAGCUACAUCUUCAAUGGAUACAACAGCAUAUACAGGCAGACAGCUUUCGACGUGUUUACUGGUUUGGUUUAUGUGAAUGGAUUACCAACACGGCUUAAACUGAUAGAUAGUGCUGGACAGGAUGAGUUUGGCCAUCUUCGCUCUCUAUGCUACGCCCAUGUGGACGUCUUCAUCCUGUGUUUCAGCCUCGUCAAUCCCGUGUCUUUUCAUAACAUCAUUUCCAAGUGGAUCCCGCAGAUUCGUGGCCAGAACCCCACCACUCCUAUCGUCCUAGUGGGUACCCAGUCUGACCUCUGCCACAAUGCUGAUGUUCUCAUUAAUCUUGCCCAGCGGCGUGCCAGACCGGUAGCACCGGGUCUGGCCAAGAGGCUGGCUCGCAAGAUCCGAGCUCACGACUACAUGGAGUGUUCUGCUCUGACUCAGCACCACCUCAAAGAUGUGUUUGACUGUGCCAUCUUUGCUGCCAUGAAGCACAAGCACAAUGCUGCAAAAACCAAAAAGAUGAGUUUGGGUAAAUGCUAUAAGACCUUGUUUGAAUGUGCAUGGAGGAGAAUCUUCAAAUUGAUGUAA
This is a messenger RNA of Nerophis lumbriciformis (worm pipefish), 678 nucleotides long. The record is from RefSeq and is a predicted model, not a curated record. NCBI's taxonomy places the organism in Eukaryota, Metazoa, Chordata, Actinopteri, Syngnathiformes, Syngnathidae.